Chlamydomonas reinhardtii is the source of this 3694-nucleotide messenger RNA. RefSeq lists its product as uncharacterized. NCBI's taxonomy places the organism in Eukaryota, Viridiplantae, Chlorophyta, Chlorophyceae, Chlamydomonadales, Chlamydomonadaceae. The coding region runs from base 700 to 2154 and encodes 484 amino acids. The transcript has 6 exons. The record is from RefSeq and is a predicted model, not a curated record.
GCAGUCUGGCGUGCGACGGCCAGUCAACCAGCCCACGCCCUCGGCCAAUGUCGUGGUCCUGAUAAACUCCCAGUCCACAGUCAAGUACCAAUUCUACGCCUACUCCCACCAGCUGGCUGCCCUAGACGCGAAGGCGGUGAAGGCGUGGCUUCAGGACGCCAGCUGGAAGGGCCGCGCCAACAAGAACAAUCCGCGGUUUUAUGCGGACGUGCCGGCGGACGACAGCGGGCCGUUUGCGGCCAUCCGCAAGGCUAUCAUAGACGCCAUCAACAAGGCGGAGAGGAAGAAGCACCUUCGCCCUGGGCGUCAAGCACACCGCCGCCACCAAGGCCAAGAUGUCGGCGGCCCAGAAGGGCAAGAAGGGCAAGAAGCGCACCGCCGCCACCAAGGCCAAGAUGUCGGCGGCCCAGAAGGGCAAGAAGCACACCGCCGCCACCAAGGCCAAGAUGUCGGCGGCCCGGAAGGGCAAGAAGCACACCGCCGCCAGCAAGGCCAAGAUGUCGGCGGCCCAGAAGGGCAAGAAGCGCACCGCCGCCACCAAGGCCAAGAUGUCGGCGGCCCAGAAUCGACGGCGCUUGAGGGAAUCUCGGGCAUAGGCACGCGGUCCGUCAAUAACCAAGCAGUUGCGGCCACCUGCUGCUCAGGCUAUUCUCCUACCUCUUGAGCUCCCAAGUUUUGGGCACAGGGCCCGGCGGCCUGAUGACUGACCCGCGUUUAGAUGCUGACGCGGCGGUUGCGUGGGUGGCGGCCUUGCGGCGUGGCAUGACGGGCUUGGAGUGGCCGGCAGGGCUGCUGGAGCACGAGCUGUGUGACGAGGUGUGGGCGCCGGCGCCUCGAGGUGCACGCUAUGGCUACGGCUAUGGAUCCGCGGCCUCUACAGGCAUCGGCAACGGCCUUGCACCCGCUCAGGCGCUGUCCCCUACCCACGGCGCCCGCGCAUCGCUUACCGCUGCGCCUACCGACGCACAGAACCUGGCUCUGGGCCGCGUAAGUGUCGCCAGCAGCACCCGCAGAACGGGAGGCUCCACAGCUCCUGGCGAGCCCAACAUUAACAGCAUCGGCCGGGGCGGGCUUUCGCGCCUGUCCGGGAUCCGCGCGCGCCUGUCGGGCUUGGGCCCGCCUAGCGCUCGCUACUUCGCUGCACCGCAGCAGCCGGGGCGCCGGCCUGCAAACUCAAGCGCCGGCAGUCCUGCUCUGCAUGCUGAGAGCGGCGGCGUAUCAGCCAACCUGUGCGGUGCUGGUCGACAGGGCGUGCGAACGCUGGCAUCUGCAGCCAGCGUUUCCAGUGCCGUGGACAGGGCAAGCGGUAGGCCAGUGGACUGGGCAUCCAACUCCAGGGCCUGGCCUAGCGCUGCGGCGCCCGCGUCACUGGUUCUGGGGCCCUCUCCAUCGGGCGCCGAUGCAGCGUUGUUUGGACAAGCGUCUGUGCCGGACGAGCUGCGGACUAGUGCAGGCAGCAGCCAUCGGGCCUGCUCUGGCGACGCCGAUGCGGCGGCAACAAUAACAGCGUCUGCAGCGACAGCAGCCCGAAUCUCGCCGUUGCACGGCAACGGCGCAUCUGAGCUGCCGGUACUGGCACCGGCGGGCUCGUCACAGCCGCUUGUAGGCCCGGACGUUGUGCCUGGCGCAACUUUGGAUGGCGGACCGCUGUCACCUCCCGCGCAGGUCGUUGCGGACGCGGCAGCAGCUGCGCUGCCGGCCGGCCCCGAAGCCCCUGCCUUCGCGCCGUCUCCUGGCAGCAUCGCAGCCUCGGCACCGGGCAGGGCAGAUGAUACUGUGGCGCCGGAACGGCUGAGCUUGUUUGGUGGCCCCGGGGCCGGAAGCAAUGGUGUUGGCGGGGCCGGCGGCGGCGGCACGCAGGAAACGCCCUACGAUGACGCCGCAACUGUGGCAUCGGUCGGCGUGAGCGAGCUGCCCCUUCGCCUGCUGUACCGCGGUCUGCGUCUGCGUGCGGCUGUGUCGUGCGGUCCGCUCAAGGGCGGUCUGGUGGCGGGUGACGUCAGCGGCCACGUGUCGUACCGCGGCAAGGCGUUCACACAGCUGGCCAAGCUAAUGGCCAAGGCCAAGACAGGCCAGAUUUUGGCCACGGCAGACCUGGCGCGGACCCUGCCGCCGUUCCUCGCUGAGGAGCUGACAAUCAAGGACCAGUUAUAACAGGAUUGGUCAUAUAUAAUUCCAUAGUGCACCGUAUGUAAACUAGAUAUCUGGUGAAUUAUUGAGGAGCGAUCAGCAUCGCACUUUGUGACGUCUAUGCAUCUCCAUCCAUCGAGCAUGUGGCCCGGAUCAUGUGUGUGUUCACACUACGGGCGCAUCUGAAGCACGCGCACACAUCCUGUCAUACGGGACCCUGUACUGCAAAGCACUGCCCUGGUCUGUUGGGUCUGUUGGGUUUGGGGUCUGUUUGCAUAACGCAUGCUUGGGCACAACAGUCAUAACAGUGGCCAUGCUUUGCACGUGUUUGUAUGCCGUAUGCGAAGGUUUGGCACUUGGGCGCAUUGGGACUUAGGCAAAAUCAAUGAGGCGACGCGCACACGGGGUCACCUCUACGUCUGAGACGACGACGCGUGUCCUGUAAUAGCGGGGUGUAGCGGGCACUUGACGUAGCUUACUUGUAUGCAGCCCUUGUAACUCAGCGGGAUUAUCAGAUCGUUGGAAUUGGGGAGCCGACUGGUGCCUGUGGCUGGCAGUUUAUUAGUUGCCAUCAUCGCUUGCUUUUACAGUGCGCGUGUGGACUCAGCAAGUCUUUGUUGCACUUGGCUCUGUAAUCAUGAACCACCAAGGAGACGUGCAAGGUUAGUACUCGGUAGUGGGGGCGUACAGGAGACGGUCCUGGCCCGUCCCUUCAUCUCCCCCCACUCCCUUAGUUCACACCACUAGCCCACGGCAGGGUGUCUACGGUAUUUGUCUAAUUCUUAUUCUAUUUCAGGUUGGUACGGGGCGCAUAUAGGUGGGGGCAAUGGCGUGGAACGGGAGCGCCAUCUUUCUUGUCACCUGAACGGUUGCAUGCUUCUGCGAUAAGGACGGUAGAUUACAGAUGCUGCGAUCCGAUGUGAUGGUAGCACGGUAGGGCGGGCGUCCGAUUGGCUAAUGAAUGGUAUGACUGGCCCUGUGGCGGCCGUGUGGGAUUGUGGGGCCCGACAUGGCGGAGGUCUAUCCUUUGGGACGGAUGCAGCAGAGCACACCGGCAAGCUUUUAAGGUGGGUACGGUUCUAGCGUGGCGGAUGGCGGUUGGUCCGUGUGCUUGCGUGUGUGCCUGCAGGAUGUGCGUGCCAGGCGCUAUAUAUAAUAAUCAGUACAGAAGGUGUUAGAUCCAUCCAUCAUAGCGUUGGUGGGUAGCGGCUCAGUAGAUGCUGCUACGCUGCUACACAACAACAGCAAGGGUGAUCGAUGGAAAGAUGCGGCGUGCGCUUUUCGGGGCACGCUGAGCCUGCAAGAAUUGGAUCACGCAGCAGGCUGUUUCAUUUGGAUGUUGGAUGGUCAGCCGAGGAGUCUCUCGUGGGAGUCUCUGUGAGUACGCGUGGGCCGUGUGAGCAUUUACCCGGGGGCCGUGUGAACGUAACUGACGCGUGAACCCGUCGUGGUAGGCGUCUGUCGGUGUCGCGGCACCGUGGUCAGGAUACGGCGGUUGCGACCUACUCGAGGUCUUGUGGCCAACUGUUUAUGAUGCUUGCGAUGUGUCACAAGCAAAGGGGAA